UUAUGUUCUUUGUACUAUUUUCUUAUAGUCUUAUAUCAACAUCACACUGCGUAGGUGGAAAAAGAAACUUAUCAAAGGAAGGAGUGGAUGAUAUAGAAAUUGAGAGACAACUAAGAAUUUUAAACAAGAAGCCGGUUAAAACCAUUAUAACCGAGGUUGGUGACGUAAUAGACUGCGUAGAUAUCUAUAAGCAACCGGCAUUUGAUAACCCACUACUCAAGGAUCAUAAAAUCCAGAUGAAUCCAAGAUCAAUUUCAGGAGAGACAAGAAGUAAAAAUGUUUCAUCAUCCUCUAUUUUUCAUGGCCUUCAAAGGGAACAAUGUCCUUCGGGAACAAUCCCUAUUCGAAGAAUAACUAGAGAAGACUUGGUUAACGCUAAAUUUUUCGCAAAGAAAGUCGAACAAAUUCAUGCGAACGGUUUUCCUAACAAUCGUUACCAUUCAGUCUAUGCAGCAGAAGUCAUCCGUGAGAAAAAAUAUUUCGGAGGAGCAGCUUCUAUGUCUAUACAUGUCCUUACAGUAGAUCCUGACCAGUUCAGUACUUCACAAAUUUGGAUUGUGAAUACUACCCGGGAUGAAAUGAACGGCAUCCAAUUCGGAAUAAUGAAACAUCCAAGCGUAGUUGGUGGUCAUCUCCCUCGACUGUUUGGUCUUUGGAUGGUUAGAGAUGGACACCGGAUUGCUGGUUGCUAUAAUAUUAUGUGUCGUGGCUUCAUCCAGACCCAUCGUAGUGUAUUCAUCGAUCAACCGUUUGUGCGCUCGUCAGUAUAUGGCCAAAUAUCAUAUGAUGUGCAUAUUAUGGUAUACCGGGCCCAAGAUACUGGUCACUGGUGGUUAAAAAUGGGAGCGACCGCUGAAAUAAGUGAAAAUGUAGGAUACUGGCCGAAUGAAAUCUUUACGACUUUAAGAACCAGUGCAUCAGUUGUACGAUAUGGAGGAUAUGUAGGUUCAAUGUAUCAAGCAUCAACUCCACCGAUGGGAAAUGGAUUCUUCCCUCAGCUUCAGGACAUUUAUACGACAGCUUACAUGAGACUGAUGAAGUAUGUCAACGAGGCAGAAGCAUCUGUUGACCUAAACCCAAAUUCAGUGCGAAUUAUGAAUGGAACAGUGCCGCAAUGCUACAAAAUUAUGUUUGCUGGUCAAAUAGGAGGGAAUUGGAAAAAUACUAUUGUGUAUGGUGGACCGGGUGGAUACUGUGACUAGCUAGUACAAUGAGAAUGCAAUGAUAUGUCGAUGGAGACGACCGGAAUGAUAAUGUUGGUUUUGAAAUCUGUCAAUAAAAAUCUGUCGGAAACAAUUUCUUAGAAUUGGGGUGACAAAGUGUAUCAGUAGAU
Messenger RNA from Papaver somniferum (opium poppy), 1333 nucleotides. RefSeq lists its product as uncharacterized. Lineage: Eukaryota; Viridiplantae; Streptophyta; Magnoliopsida; Ranunculales; Papaveraceae. The record is from RefSeq and is a predicted model, not a curated record. Bases 3 to 1202 code for a protein of 399 amino acids. The transcript is spliced from 7 exons.